This is a messenger RNA of Oxyura jamaicensis (ruddy duck), 1763 nucleotides long. It is a transcript of the gene ADRB1, whose product is annotated as adrenoceptor beta 1. Gene Ontology annotation, cellular component: membrane. Gene Ontology annotation, molecular function: beta1-adrenergic receptor activity. Gene Ontology annotation, biological process: positive regulation of heart rate by epinephrine-norepinephrine; norepinephrine-epinephrine-mediated vasodilation involved in regulation of systemic arterial blood pressure; adenylate cyclase-activating adrenergic receptor signaling pathway. NCBI's taxonomy places the organism in Eukaryota, Metazoa, Chordata, Aves, Anseriformes, Anatidae. The record is from RefSeq and is a predicted model, not a curated record.
GGCGGCGGCAGCGGGGGCGCGUUCCUGCGGGGCGCGCGGCCAUGGGCGAGGGGUGGCUGGCGGCGGAGUGCGGCCCGCAGGGCAACCGCUCGUCGGGGCGGCAGGAGGCCGGCGGCGGGGCCGUGUCGCAGCAGUGGGCGGUGGGCAUGAGCCUGCUGAUGGCGCUGCUGGUGCUGCUGACGGUGGCGGGCAACGUGCUGGUGAUGGCGGCCAUCGGGCGCACGCAGCGGCUGCAGACGCUGACCAACCUGUUCGUCACGUCGCUGGCCUGCGCCGACCUGGUGAUGGGGCUGCUGGUGGUGCCCUUCGGGGCCACGCUGGUGGUGCGCGGCUCGUGGCUCUGGGGGUCGUUCCUGUGCGAGUGCUGGACCUCGCUGGACGUGCUGUGCGUGACGGCCAGCAUCGAGACGCUGUGCGUCAUCGCCAUCGACCGCUACCUGGCCGUCACCUCGCCGUUCCGCUACCAGAGCCUGAUGACCAGGGCGAGGGCCAAGGGCAUCAUCUGCACCGUCUGGGCCAUCUCCGCCUUGGUCUCCUUCCUGCCCAUCAUGAUGCACUGGUGGCGGGACGAGGACCCCCGGGCGCUGGAGUGCUACCAGGACCCGGGCUGCUGCGACUUCGUCACCAACAGGGCGUACGCCAUCGCCUCGUCCGUCGUCUCCUUCUACAUCCCCCUCCUCGUCAUGAUCUUCGUGUACCUGCGCGUGUACAGGGAGGCCAAGGAGCAGAUCCGCAAGAUCGACCGCUGCGAGGGACGCUUCUACGGUGGCCAGGAGCAGCCGCCGGCGACCCCGCUCCCCCACCACCAGCCCGUCCUGGGCAACGGGCGGGCCAGCAAGCGGAAGACAUCCCGCAUCAUGGCCAUGAAGGAGCAGAAAGCCCUCAAGACUCUGGGCAUCAUCAUGGGAGUGUUCACCCUCUGCUGGCUCCCUUUCUUCCUGGUGAACAUCGUCAACGCCUUCGACAGGGACCUGGUGCCGGACUGGCUCUUCGUCUUCUUCAACUGGCUGGGCUACGCCAACUCCGCGUUCAACCCCAUCAUCUACUGCCGCAGCCCAGACUUUCGCAAGGCCUUCAAGAGGCUGCUCUGCUGCCCCCGCAAAGCGGACCGGCGGCUGCACGCCAGCGGCGGCCAGCUGGCCCCGCUCCCCGGGGGCUUCAUCAGCACCCUGGGCUCCCCCGAGCACAGCCAGGGGGGCACCUGGACCGACUGCAACGGGGGCACGCGGGGCGGCAGCGAGUCCAGCCUGGAGGAGAGAAAUAGCAAAACGUCCCGCUCGGAGUCCAAGAUGGACAGGGGAAAGAAAAAAAUCCUGGCAGCAACAAAAAUCUACUGCACAAUUUUGGAAAAUGGCAACAAAGCUGUUUUUUGCACAGUAUUAAGAAUUGUAAAGUUUUUUGAAGAUGUUCCUUGCACACACAUACACACAUGCAAAUUGAAAAUGAAACGGAGGUUUAAAUAACACCAAACCUGAAACUGAUUUCUGUUUUGGUCUGAUCUGUUAUAGUUUCAUCGAGAGAGUGAUUUUUUAUAUUAUUUUAUGAAGGUACUGUACAUAGAUCCGUAUUAUAAAUUAAGAUAUCUUAAGGGACUUCUAUUAUUUUUAUUUCCAAGUGCCCACGUGAACCUGCUGUUAUUUUAGCACUUGUGUGACAUUUCCAUUUUCCUCUGUGUGUGUGUUUUAUAACCUAUUUAUACUCUGGUGCAAUUUACUACUGUGUAAGUAAUUGGUGUAUGUGCAAUAAAUACCAUUGCAGCACAA